Molecule: messenger RNA, 780 nt
Organism: Colletotrichum costaricense
Lineage: Eukaryota; Fungi; Ascomycota; Sordariomycetes; Glomerellales; Glomerellaceae
Exons: 4
Source: RefSeq, a predicted model, not a curated record
CACAAGGCCACAGCACCUGCCACGCUUUUGUGUGAUCAUGGAAGACGGGCACCCAAACUGGCUUCAUGCCAGGUACGGAUACCUUAUGCAUUUGUUUCGGCGCCAUCAACGAGGACCUGUACGUUCUGUACCAGUGAGUACGAUACUGGCGCUGGUAUACAGCAAUUCUCCCACCGGAACAUUACUCAGUCCAAGAUCGCGUCCGAGAAAGUCGGCCUGCCAUCACCACGUAUUGUACCAUCUACCAACUAUUUGACCUCGAACGACUUUUGCAGAAAGCAGGGACCCUCUCCCGGCUUUACUCGUGGCUUCAAACAGCACGGACUACUGGGCUUCGGCCGGACAAUGCCAUACCUGAGCACAAUUCGCUGUGUGCAGCACAAUCUAGCACAGAACGACGGCAGCAUCGACGAUUGCUGGUUACACAGAAUCCAGACCACCACAAGCAAAGUCAACCACACUAUUAUUAAUGUGGACCUAUCCGUAGAGUCUUCUCCGUGUGACUCGGCGCCUGCUUUCGAAAACCGACCACAAAGCCCAAGGGCCAUCGCAGACAACAACCCCACCUCUAAAAGCAUGGGGCACCGUCAAAGUUCGGACGUUGAUGGAAAACCGUCUUCUUCAUACCAACUCAACCGCGCCGGAAAAGAGCAGGAAACCCGCUACCGGCGGCAGAGAAACGGUAGCAAGUUACACAGGGGAUCAGUGAAUGAGCACGCAUAUCAAUCGAAUCCGACUACGCACAGGAAAGCCUCGAAUUGGGCCACUGGUGGUCAAUAG